AUGACUGAUUCCCCUGCUUCAAACGCCUCUGUUUCUUCAGAUCCCCAUGUUCCUCCUGCACCUCCGGUUCUUCCACCCAUGCUUUAUUCUCUUUCAGAUCCAUAUUCUAGCCCUUUAUACCUUCAUGCGGCUGAUUCUUCGAACCUCCAACUCGUUCCUGAAAAGUUGGUAGGCGAAUCAAACUACAGUGUUUGGUCUCGAGCGAUCCUCAAGGCUUUAAACGCCAAAAACAAAAUGGGUUUUGUUCUCGGCUCUGUUUCCCAACCUCCGGCGGAUCACCCUGACGCCAACCUCUGGUCUCGCACGAACGACAUGGUUUGCACCUGGCUAACCAACGCUGUAAGUUCUGAAAUCGCGAGCUUGAUUGUUUAUCUUGAUGAUGCACACCUGGUUUGGCGUAGCCUUGAGAACAGAUUCAAGCAAGGGAAUGUGUCCAAGGUGUACAAUAUUCAACAUCAGUUGGAUACUUUACACCAAGGAUCACUAGAUCUCAACAGCUAUUAUACGAAACUUACCUCGCUAUGGGAAGAACUACGCAACUUCGAGCCGUUUCCAGUGUGUACAUGCGGUGGCUGCACCUGUGGGGGUUGCACUUGUGGAGGAUGCUCUUGCAAACUCCCUGAACAAUGGAGUCUUCUGUUUGAGAAGAACAAUGUUGUGAAAUUUCUGAUGCGCCUCAACGACUCCUACAGCGCCGUUCGUCGGCAGAUUCUGAUGCAAGAACCCUUACCGAACCUCACCAAAGCCUAUAAUCUUAUUUCUCAGGAAGAGCAGCAGCGUCUGUCUUUUGGUUCUUCGUCGGAGCAAGCUGCCUUCCAGAUUUCUGCUCCCUCUUUUCGACCUAAGCCUUAUUUUUCUUCUUCUAAUCCUAACCCUAGAAACACUCAGCCCACAAACAGAUCUAAACUUUCAAACCCAAACCACGAUAAGCCCAAGCCCAUUUGCACUCAUUGUGGAAUGAUGGGCCAUACUGUAGCCCGUUGCUACUAUAUUCACGGCUUUCCCAUGGGUUACAAGUCAGCUGCCCCUCUUCUACCAACUCCUCGAAACCUGCUGCCUGCUGGUAAAGGGUUAUCGCCGACGUUUUGA
Messenger RNA from Tarenaya hassleriana, 1089 nucleotides. RefSeq lists its product as uncharacterized. The coding region runs from base 1 to 1089 and encodes 362 amino acids. The transcript has a single exon. NCBI's taxonomy places the organism in Eukaryota, Viridiplantae, Streptophyta, Magnoliopsida, Brassicales, Cleomaceae. The record is from RefSeq and is a predicted model, not a curated record.